AUGUCGUCCUCUGAUGCGUCGCCGUUGCCUGGUCUGCCCGGAUAUGACCCAAACAACAUCCAGCCAUGGACCGUCGAAGUCGUCGUCUCAGUGACGGUUCUCGCCUUACUAUCGGUCAUCCUUCGUCUCUACAGUCGUAACCUCAAGGGUCAGCAGUUGUGGUGGGAUGACUACCUGAUCAUCUGGUCGAUGCUAUGGAAUCUUGUCGUUGUGGGCUUCAUUUUUGGUAUGCACCAUGUGGGCAUGGGAAUUCACGCGGAUAAGGUCAAGAUGGACAACAUCGUCUUGAUGGCCAAGUAUCUCGUCGUGGCAGAAAUUCUGUACGCGUGGAACUUGGGCUGGACGAAGCUGAGCUUGCUGCUCAUGUAUUACCGCAUCUUCCACAUCCCCUUCUUCAAGAAGAUGACUUGGGGUGUCGGUGCCUUCGUCUUCGCCUGGGUCAUUUGCAUCACAUUCCUCUUCAUCUUCAUCUGCGUGCCCGUCGAGAAGCUGUGGUACCCCGACAUCCCCGGACGCUGCAUCAACCAGGUUGCGACUUGGAUCGCCAACGCCGCUUCGACAAUUUUCACCGAUCUCCUUAUCCUGAUCAUGCCCCUCCCACAAGUUUGGAAGUUGCAGCUGCAGAAGGCUGAGAAGAUUGCCCUGACCUUCGCCUUUGGUCUCGGUUUCUUUGUCGUCUUCACCUCAGCAUACCGAACCAGCGUUCUCUUCACCUACAGCUCCACCGAUCCCACGUACACGCUUGCCCCGACCGUCGGCUGGACCGCCAUCGAAAUGUCCGCCGGCAUCGUCUCCGCCUGUCUCCCGACUCUGCGACCCGCCAUGCAACGCAUCGCCCGCCUCUGCGGUAUCAAGGGCAGCAUGGGCGGCAUGUUCCGCGCGACCACCGCCCUGGGGUUCGGCUCCAAGAACAAGUCCAACUUCAGCAACGGCCUGUCCUCGGCGGACCCAAACGGAACACAAACCAACAGGAGUCUUUCGACGGCGAAACACGGCGCGGGGAAUGAUCCUUUCUACCGCCUCUCGGACGACAACGGCUCCGAUAGCAGAAGCGGCGAACACACGCCCCCCUUAGCCGACUCGAAGUUGAGGCCCGAUGCGAAUGGACUUGGUUUCGGUUACAGCGUCACGACAUACCCCACCAACAAGCCCGACAACAAGAGCGAAGACGAGAUCCCUCUCCACUCCAUCCGGGUUCAGAAGGACUUCAAGCAAACGACUUCAUGA
Molecule: messenger RNA, 1227 nt
Organism: Colletotrichum karsti
Lineage: Eukaryota; Fungi; Ascomycota; Sordariomycetes; Glomerellales; Glomerellaceae
Exons: 4
Coding region: 1-1227 (408 amino acids)
Source: RefSeq, a predicted model, not a curated record